AUGCAAACGUCUGUCGUCCUAGCCCUUGACAACGUAAUUUAAGAAUGUUUUUACUUCGUUAUUGAGUUUCUUUUUGUUAUCAAGCUCAUUAAUAAACUUUAAGCGGAGUAUAUAAUUGCAUAGUAUAGGCACUUUCAUAGCCGAGCGACUACGGAUUCAUGAUGUCUAGUUCGUCGACGAUUCCGUAGGGAGCAUACCGUAACUUAAUGCGAUGUCCGCUGUAUUUUUAAAAAACCACUGCCCUCAUAUAACAGCCGAUAUGUCAUUUUUAUAGAUAACAUUUGAAAGUCGGAUAAACAAAUAGCAGUUAGGGUGACCAAUCAAGACAAUUUUCAUUCACGGUACCAAAAUGGCACGAGACCGAGGUCUCACUUCAAGAUAUUUACCAAUACUCAUUGUGGAAGUUUGUAUCUCAGUAUAAAAACGUCUUCUUUCAGAGGAAUGAAGUACCAGCAUACUAUUUGGCGGAAAACGACGGAGUAGAGUUUAUCGAAAUUCCCGGAAAAGGCAAAGUUCAAGCACAACUGUUCGAGGUAAUUGAAAUUCUGAGUAACAUCUUCUCCCUCUGCAUUAGAAUCGGGUUAGAGUUCAUUGCUAUUACGAUCCUGAGGAAGAAACAUGGAUAAAGUUGCCACUGAAGUGGGAGCUGCAUUCGGCUGCCGUAAAGGCUAUCGUACAGCUAGUACAGGUGAAAAUCGAAGCGUUAUCUUGUCCUCUUUCAUGCUCAAUACUGUACUUUAUCACGAAAUAUCUGCCUUUAAGUUACGCUUGUUUUGCAAAUGGCCCCUGA
Molecule: messenger RNA, 790 nt
Organism: Spirometra erinaceieuropaei
Lineage: Eukaryota; Metazoa; Platyhelminthes; Cestoda; Diphyllobothriidea; Diphyllobothriidae
Source: the annotation of a GenBank genome assembly